Molecule: messenger RNA, 144 nt
Organism: Thelazia callipaeda (thelaziosis nematode)
Lineage: Eukaryota; Metazoa; Nematoda; Chromadorea; Rhabditida; Thelaziidae
Source: the annotation of a GenBank genome assembly
CGAUGUUAUGAUGCGACGAUGGAAGUGAAUGGCGAAAGUACCAAUGCGAGCAGUUGCGACGACAAUGGUAAUGGUAUCGAUAGCCAACGACGCCAGAACGGUAAAUAUGAUAGUAGUGCAAGAGAACAUUCCAGCGGACCAUAA